Molecule: messenger RNA, 1541 nt
Organism: Nilaparvata lugens (brown planthopper)
Lineage: Eukaryota; Metazoa; Arthropoda; Insecta; Hemiptera; Delphacidae
Product: transcription factor SPT20 homolog
Exons: 2
Coding region: 176-1183 (335 amino acids)
Cellular component (GO): chitin-based extracellular matrix
Molecular function (GO): structural constituent of chitin-based larval cuticle
Source: RefSeq, a predicted model, not a curated record
GAGUGCAAAGUGAAGAAAAAUAGGAUGCGAUAGUCGGAGUGGGCCGGGCCGGCAUUGACGAUUAUCCUGCUGCUAUAAAUUGGUGUGCGAAUCGCGCCUCUCUUACAUUUCACUCAUUGCUGUGCCGGCUAAUCCUUAGCCGUUGUUUUUUGUGCGGGAGUCACUCAACAUCAUCAUGAAAAGCAAGAUCCUCAUCCUUUGUGCCCUCGUCUACCUGGGAUCCUGUCAGGAGGACGAAGAUGACGGCUCUUACAAUCCAGACAAAUACGAGAAACCAUACGAGAACUUUGUGGACGAGACUUCUGCGGAAGAAGCAGGCUCACCCGCUGCUCCAACUCCAAACGCAUUUGCGCCGACGCAGCAGUUUGCACCUCAACUCCAACAGACUCAGCGCUUCCAGCAGCCUCAACAGUUCCAGCAGCCUCAGCAAUUCCAGUUGCCUCAACAGUUCCAGCAGCAAUUACAACAGGCUCAGCCAGCUCAAUUCCAGCAGCAGUUACAACAGACUCAGCCAGCUCAAUUCCAACAGCCUCAAGAUUUCCCCCAGCAAGUAUCACCCAUCCAGCUUCAACAAAAUGAUGUUCAGCCUCAAUCUUUCCCUCAGCCAUCAAGACAGCCAUUCAACCCAUUCCCAAACAACCCAUUUUUCCAGCGGUUGGCAGCUCAACAAGCCCCAGUUCAGCCUCAACCUCAGCAGCCAGCUUUCCAACAGCCAACUAGUUUCCUUGGACCACAGCAGGCUGCAUUCAGGCAACCAGCUCCUCCCCAACUGCAGAUCGCUCCUCAAGGCCAAGUUCAGACCUCAACCAACUACAGAACCAACGACGGCCAUCAAAGAUCUGAGUCUGUUGACGCCAACGGUAAUGUCCUCGGAGAGUACAGCUACGUCGACCCUAACGGCAAAACCAUCACUGUCAAAUACUCAGCUGGCAAAGACGGAUUCAUGGUUCAGGGUGACCACAUUCCGAAGUCCCCCGAGGCUCAACCUCAACUGCAGACACAACCUCAACCAGCCUUUAGACCUCAGCAACCUCAGCUGUUCCAAACUCCCUCUCAGUUCUUCCAGAACUCUCCCGCCAGUCGCGAUCAGCUUCAAGUGAGAAACGCCGUUCAGGUGCCAUUCACACAGGAACUACCUUUCAACAAUGCCGGAAACUUCAAUCUUCAAAUGGGAUUCCAGUAAAAAUCCAAUUGAAUUCAUUUACGUCUCAAAAAAUUCAAACACUGAAACAAAAUUAUUUCCCAUUUUUACAAAGAACUGAAAAUUCACAGUGAAUUACUAUUUACUCUAUAAAGAAACUAUAUGAAACUAUCAGAAAACUCAAUUCUUGUGCUCUAAUCACAAAAUAAUAAGGCUCUUAUCUUAUCAAUAAUCUUGAAGGACUAAUUGAUGACUAUUUGAUGAUACCUAUUUGUUGAUUUCCUGAUCAAUCUGUAUUUACAACGAAAAAUUGUGGCAUAACCAUUGUGAGAGCUUAUCGAAAUGUCGAUAAUGUAUGUAUGAGAUGUGAUUAAUUUAUUAUAUCAUAGUUUUUAAGUCA